This is a messenger RNA of Colletotrichum destructivum, 2976 nucleotides long. RefSeq names its product Putative palmitoyltransferase, DHHC domain, ankyrin repeat-containing domain superfamily. Bases 355 to 2529 code for a protein of 724 amino acids. Gene Ontology annotation, molecular function: palmitoyltransferase activity; protein binding. Gene Ontology annotation, biological process: protein palmitoylation. Gene Ontology annotation, cellular component: Golgi membrane. The transcript has 6 exons. The record is from RefSeq and is a predicted model, not a curated record. Lineage: Eukaryota; Fungi; Ascomycota; Sordariomycetes; Glomerellales; Glomerellaceae.
CCGAUUUAGGGGGCAGAGGGUCGCGGCGAUCCCCUAACGUUGAAUUCCCCAGUCUUCGACCGUUUGCCGAGCGUGAGAGCUGACGACCACGCAAUUUCGCCCACUUGGCUCUCGGCGUCUUUUCCGUCUUUUCGGCCGUGGCUUUCUCUCGUCGCCCUUUUUUCUCUCUCUAAUUGUCCCUCUCCCCUUGUAUCUCUCGUUUGGACCGUCUUUUAAGCAAUGCGACGCUAGGCUCGAACCCCAAGUUUAAUCUUCCGAGAAUACCCUUCCUUCGUCGUCAUUGCUUUCUCUACUCGACUCGUCCACCUCGAACGCGACACGUUUACACCGCUUGGUUUGCGACCGCCGAUACCGAUGGACAAGUCUGCCACGCCGGGCAGCGCUGCCGCCCCCUCCGUGGCCCCGAACCAGCCAGCCAACAAGACGAGCGCCGCCGCGCCCACGCUGAAUAAUGAGCUAGAGAUGGGUAACAUCGGCGGCGAUGCGCCGAGCGCGGAAAACGACAUAAUGCAGAUUGCAAGAGUGGGAGACGUCCCGGCCAUGGAGAAGCUCUUCGAGUCGGGAGAAUACGAUGCGACAUACACUGACGAUGAAGGCAUCACACCCUUGCAUUGGGCGGCGAUAAACAACCAGUAUGCCAUGAGCAAGUUCCUCAUUGACAAUGGCGCCGAGAUCAACAAAAAGGGAGGAGAAUCCGUCGCGACACCUCUUCAAUGGGCCGCUCAGAGAUGCCACUACUACACCGUCAAUCUCCUUCUUCAACAUGGCGCCGACCCCCUCAUCACCGAUGCCCAGGGCUACAAUACCCUCCACAUCUCCACCUUCAACGGCAACACCCUCCUGCUGGUCCUUCUCCUCCACCAGGGCAUCCCAGUCGACGUGCUCGAUAGCUACGGGCACACGGCGCUCAUGUGGUCGGCCUACAAGGGGUUCCCGCAGUGUGUCGACCUCUUCCUGCGCUGGGGCGCCAGCGUCCACACCACCGACGAGCAAGGCUUUACCGCGUUGCACUGGGCGCUGGUCAAGGGCUCGCCCGCGUGCAUACAGAAGCUGCUCGAGUAUGGAGCCGACCGGUUCGCCAAGACGUCCACCGGCAAGACCCCGGCCGGCACGGCAAAAGAACUCAACACGACGGGCGCCUGGCACAGGGCCCUGAAGGAGUGCGGAUACGACGAGGACGGACAGCCGAUCGAGCCACAGUUCCCGGGUGCGCGCUUCCUCCGCCAGGAUAAGAGGGGCUUCGUCACCAAGUUCUUGUUCCUGUGGCCUUUCCUGCUGGUUUGGUCCAUGAUCACGAUACUUGGGAGCAUGCCCGUGUAUGCCGGCUUGUUCUUCUCAUUGGCCAUUGGAUACGCCAUGCAAUGGUGCGCCCAGCAAGUCAUCGAGUUCGCGCCACCCGAUAUGAGACAUUUCCACAGAACCCCCUGGCUGGCCGGCAUCUUUGCCGCUUCGCUGUUCUGGGUCUCCCUGAGGUGGCUGACAACAGUUUUGCCCGGUACAACGGGCUCGUCAGAUACUACCGGACCUCACUGGUGGUUGAACCUGGCCUUGGGAGCUCUCCUCGGACUCUGUGGCUACUUUUACAGCGCCGCCAUGCGAUACGACCCGGGAUUCGUCCCCAAGAUGAACGGAAUUGCCGAGCAGAAGACUGUCAUCGACGAGCUCCUGAAGCAGUGGAAGUUUGACGAGACCAACUUUUGCGUUACCUGCAUGAUCCGAACACCGCUGCGCAGCAAGCACUGCAAGCGCUGCCAGAAGUGUGUCGCCAAACAUGAUCACCACUGCCCAUGGGUCUACAACUGCAUCGGUGUAAACAACCACCGUCACUUCUUCUUGUACCUGAUCAGCCUGACUUUGGGCAUUAUUGUCUACGACUUCCUCGUCUACUACUACUUUUCCAACAUCUCGGACAAGGCUUCGGAUAGCUGCAACUUCCUCAGCCCUGGUCUUUGCAAAGUCGUCAACGCCGACGGAUACACGGCGAUCAUCACCGUUUGGGCUACUCUGCAGCUUACCUGGGUUGGCAUGCUUCUGUUUGUGCAGUUUGUCCAGGUCUCCCGAGCCAUGACGACCUACGAGAACAUGUUUGGCGUCCAAGACGGCUCCCUCACCUCGGCCUUCACAUCGACCGGAACGCCCCUGGACCCGAACCACCCGUCCCUUGCCGCCCCCGAGGCAGCCGGUAGUCACGGCCAUGCCCACGGCCACAAGCACAAGGGUGGACUCCUGCAGCGGUGGUCCCGCCUCCUGGGUGUUGAUCCAUUCAUCGAGACCAUCCGUGGCCGCGGUGCCGCGACCCAGAACAAGCGGAGGAAGAAGAAUCCGUACUCCAACGGCUGCAUGGCCAACUGCCGCGACUUCUGGUGCGACCCCGCGCCUACCUUCGGCCGGCGCGAGAACGGCUCCGCCGUGCUGGCGGGCGAGCCCGUCAACUACACGGCCAUGUACGAGAGCCCAAGCCUGAUGAACAUGAGCAGAGGAAGGAGAAGGGCGGGCGGCUACGAGUCCGUAGCUGCCGAGGAGGUGUAAUAGAGAAGAGAAGAGAGCUUUUUUGUUUUCGAUGAUGACAAUGAUGGUCGGUUGAGAUGAUUAAGGGGGGAGAUUCGUCAAGGCGGUGUUUUUUUUGUUUUGAGACUCGACUUGCUAUGGAUCAGAGAUUACGACAAGGCGAGAUGACGUUUCAGAGUCCCCCCCACGAAUAGAAAAGAGCGGCGCAAACGGAGAGAGAGAGAGACAGUCCAAGACCGGCCGGCUACAUGGCUCGCAAUGUAUUAAUUUGGGGUAUGUGUAGAAGUAUGGUCGUGGCUGGUGUUUUUGAGGAAUGGGAGCUUCUUUUCUCCGUGUACUAUACGCGCGAGGCUUCAGAACUUGGACGCUUUGUGUGUUUGUGUCCACUCCCAAGAGAAUAUGUUCCAUCUGAUUACAACCGCAGGGCCGUCCGAGAGGAGACCGAUAGUCCUGAUAUCUCAACGUCAU